CAUGGGGCUGCCCAGAACAUCAUCCCUGCAUCUACUGGCACUGCCAAGGCUGUGGGCAAGGUCAUCCCUGAGCUGAAUGGGAAGCUCAAUGGCAUGGCCUUCCAUGUCCCCACCCCCAAUGUGUCAGUUGUGGACCUGACCUGCCAUUUGGAGAAAGCCACCAAAUAUGACAUCAAGAAGGUGGUGAAACAGGCAUCAGAGGGUCCCCUAAAGGCAAUCCUGGGCUACACUGAAGAUCAGGUUGUCUCUUGUGACUUUAACAGUGACACCCACUCUUCCACCUUUGAUGCUGGAGUUGGCACUGCCCUGAAUGACCACUUUGUUAAGCUCAUUUCCUGGUAUGAUAAUGAAUUUGGCUACAGCAACAGGGUGGUGGAUCUUAUGGUCCACAUGGCCUCCAAGGAAUAA
This is a messenger RNA of Orycteropus afer afer, 408 nucleotides long. Its product is annotated as glyceraldehyde-3-phosphate dehydrogenase-like. The annotation marks the transcript as partial. Lineage: Eukaryota; Metazoa; Chordata; Mammalia; Tubulidentata; Orycteropodidae. The record is from RefSeq and is a predicted model, not a curated record. Gene Ontology annotation, molecular function: oxidoreductase activity, acting on the aldehyde or oxo group of donors, NAD or NADP as acceptor. The transcript has a single exon.